This is a messenger RNA of Akanthomyces muscarius, 264 nucleotides long. RefSeq lists its product as uncharacterized. The transcript has 2 exons. Bases 1 to 264 code for a protein of 87 amino acids. The record is from RefSeq and is a predicted model, not a curated record. Lineage: Eukaryota; Fungi; Ascomycota; Sordariomycetes; Hypocreales; Cordycipitaceae.
AUGUCUGCCGGCGGUCUAAACACUGGCGGUCAUCACCAACCAGAGACUAGUUGGAAAGGUUCUACGGAGACAUUUGCGACGAUGGGCGCCAGGGCUGUGCUGGUGGUGUUUUGGCGUGGGCUCUUGCUUGCCGUGUUCAGAGCCCGAGCAGCCCAUCGGCAAUUGAUGUCAUGGUGCGUGAUGGGCAGACGCCAGGCGGCGGGCGGCGAACAGGCAGCCAACAACGCCCAUUGCCGUUUUGCGGCUGGCCCGAGCUGUAGAUGA